Molecule: messenger RNA, 3288 nt
Organism: Dioszegia hungarica
Lineage: Eukaryota; Fungi; Basidiomycota; Tremellomycetes; Tremellales; Bulleribasidiaceae
Product: armadillo-type protein
Exons: 12
Coding region: 1-3288 (1095 amino acids)
Biological process (GO): tRNA re-export from nucleus
Cellular component (GO): nuclear matrix; nuclear pore; cytoplasm
Molecular function (GO): tRNA binding; small GTPase binding
Source: RefSeq, a predicted model, not a curated record
AUGUCUUCCCACCUGGACAACAUCCCCCAGGCGGUCCAGAUAGCAGCGUCCACAGGCCCCAGUGUCGACCCCCAGCUCAAAGAGCAAGCCCUCGCCUACCUCAACAAGGUCAAGGAGCUCUGCGAAGAAACCUGGCAGGACUGCCUCUCCCUCUACCUCCAAGGAGCCGGUGCAGAAGCGGGAGGCGUCGGCAAGGAUGGCAAGCCCAAGCUGGGAACGGAGUUGCGCCUAUACUGCGAGCAGGUAUUCGAAACAGCGCUGCUAAAGGGUGUACUCUCGGCCGAGUCACUUCAGUCCACCUACCAAGCCCUGCUCAACUUUGUCAAUGCGGAAUGGGUCGACGGGCACCGUGAAGGAGGCCAGAAAUUCUUCCGCAACAAACUCUCCUUCGACAUUGCCCACCUCUUUAUCGCCUCUUACCCCACCCACAUCCCCUCCUUCCUUCACCCCUUCUUCACCCUCCUCCAAAGCGAACAAUCCGACUCGAUCCUCCUCUCCAUCCACAUUCUCAACGAAAUAGCGCUCGAAAUCCACGACUCGACCAUAAAAUCAGCUCGGCCAUGGUCAAAAGACCGUCAAGAACGGGAUGGCAAUAUUCGAGAUGUCAUCCGGUCUUCCGGGGACGAGGCUCUAGCAGUCAAGGGGUUGUUGGGAAUAGCAGACAAGGCGUUGACUCGGGGAUGGACAGAAAUCGCCGAGCUGGCCAUGAAAACUCUGGGAGCUUGGACCCCCUGGGUGGAUCUCGCCGUCUCCCUUACCCCCGACACCCUCGCCUUCUACCGUCGCCUCCUCUCCACACCAGUCCAAAUCUCCUCCUGCAACGUACUCAAAACGCUGGUCAACAAGGGCGUCAAGGAUUCGGCAGCCAAACUACAAGUCCUCAAAGUGCUGGACAUUUUGAGCAUCGACAUGACCACCGAGGAUGUCGCUUUCAGGGCUGCGCUCGCUGGAUUAUUCGCUGCGUACGGGACGACCCUAGUGGAGAUGUGGGAAAACGAGGAUAUCCCGGAUGAGCACCGUCGAGAAGCCGAGGCGAUGGUCGAUCAAUGCCGCCCAUUACUAUUGCGCUUGAUGUCGGAUCCACAUACCGACAUCCCAUACGCCGUCGGUCCCUUCGUCAGCGAUCUGCUAAAAGUGUACAAACGCCUUCACACCGUCAAGCUCCCUCCUAUCCGCUCUGGAAAGAUGCUCCCUCCUGCCGGCCCCACCACACCCCUGCAAGACCUCCCCGCUGAGCGUCGCGACUUCCUUGCCGCCCUCCUCGACGUCAGCGUUCGACAAUUAGCCUGGCCCGAGGACGCCGAGUGGGAAGCGCCGACCGGGGAAGAGCCCGACCCCGACGACGACCUUGCCAUGCUCCAGCUCAAGCGAAUGAUGUGUCGCACGUAUAUCGAAUCCAUCGCGCAGAUCGACCGGGUAAUGCACCAAGAAAUCGUCGCGCGCAUCGUCAUUGAAACGCUCAACAAUGUGCAAAGCGCCACCUGGCAGCAGGCCGAGCUUGCCCUGCAUCUGGUCUAUACCUUUGGCGAAUUGGCGAAAAACAACACGCGCGCAGCCUUUUUCGACCUCCCCGCUGAACUCGCCACCAAGACCGGGCGGGACCGCCUCCACAGGAUCAGCAUCAACAGAAUGCAAGACAUCCCCAUCGACGAUCUCGCCGAACCCAUCCCUGGCGUCUACUAUGGCGGAAAGCCCGACAAAAUCGACUAUGAACAAUACCCCAUGACCCUCCUCGGCAAACUUCUGGAUCUCUGCAUCCAGAGCAACGUCGCGGCCUUCCCACACCCCAGCGUCACCCUCCAAUACUUUGAAAUCGCCGUCCGCUAUGUCGACUUUUGGCGAUCCAAGCCAAAGUCCAUCCAGCCCAUGCUUGAGGCUAUGCUCCACGGAAUCCAUCACCCCGACGAGCUAGUCAAGCGGCGGUGUUUCUACUUUUUCAGCCGCUUCGUCAAGGACUGCAAGUCUGACCUCGAGCCGGAGGCUAUUCCCAUCAUCCUCGAUAGCAUGCGCGAUCAAAUGAUCAUCACUGCCGACCUUCCCCAUGUCGCCCCAGACGAAGACCCCCUCGUCAAGGCCACCACCGGCAAAUCCUACUUUGCCGAUCAGCUGUACCUCUUUGAAGCAGCCGGCAGCUUGGUCUACCUCACCAAGGCCGACGCCGCCAAGCAAAUCAGCCUCCUCGAGGCGAUCGCUGGACCGCUCAUGGCCAUGCCCACCGGCGAUGACAAUCUCGCCGUCCUCUCGGUCCAUCAUCACCUCCUCGCGCUCGGCAACUUUGCCAAGGGCUUUCCGCAAGUCAUGGAUACGACCGAGCUGCCGUACCAAGGGCCGUUCAAGCAAAUGACCGAGGCGUUGUUGCAGGCGCUGGAAGGGAUGAAGACGCAGCGGAUUGUCAGAGACUCAGCGCGCUACGCAUUCUCACAAUUCGUCAAUGCCAUCGGCACGUCCGUCGCGGAACUCGUCCCUCUCUUUGUCCAAAAGGUGGUCACCGAAUUCGAGCCCGCCGAGCUCAUCGAUUUCAUGACCUUUCUCGGUCUCCUCAUGCACCGCUUAAAGCGAAACACCUUUGAAACCAUGAACAUGCUCCUCCUCCCCCUCCUCUCGCGCAUCUUUGCCGUCCUUCAACAACCCAUCACCGGCACGGACGACGCCUCCAUCCACCGCAAACUCAAAGAAUCCUACCUCUCCUUCUUCAUCGCUCUCAUGAAUGCCAAUCUCGACGGCGUCUUCAUCUCGGAAACCAACAAGCCAGAAUUUGAAAACCUCCUCAACGCCCUCCUCAUCCUCGCUACCGACAGCACCGACUUUACCUCCCAACGCCUGGCGUUCUCCUUUUUCGCCAAGUCGGUCGUCGCGUGGGGGACCUCGGCGGCAGAGUCGGUCUUUGCCGAGACGGCACUGAGCGAGAAGAGCAAGGCGAUCGCUACGGGGAUCGCUUCCGCGACCAACCAACAUGCCAUACCAAAGUCGGAGCGGGCGGCCCAGGCACUGCCGGGGUACGAGAAUUUUGUCUAUCAACGUCUCGUCCCGGCGUGCUUUGCAGUCCCCGCUUCGCCUUCAUUCAAUCUACGCAGCGGUCAGCCGGUUGUUUUCGAAAUCUCAAUGCUCCUUCGCAACACCGUCCAGGCGCGAGGCCAGGAAGCCAUCGACUUUCUCGCCACAGACAUGCUCCCCCGUCUCAACUGUCCCGCCGACUAUACCAACCAACUCAUUCAAAGCAUUCGGACAGAGCCGUCGAAAGAUUUUAGAAAGACGUUUGCAGACUUCUGCAAGGCACUGAGAGGCUAG